Messenger RNA from Cydia fagiglandana, 3273 nucleotides. RefSeq lists its product as uncharacterized. NCBI's taxonomy places the organism in Eukaryota, Metazoa, Arthropoda, Insecta, Lepidoptera, Tortricidae. The coding region runs from base 157 to 1251 and encodes 364 amino acids. The transcript has 10 exons. The record is from RefSeq and is a predicted model, not a curated record.
GCCUUGAGCCAGUCCCGCGCCACCCACCGCCGCGCGCGCACGGCCGCCAUCUUGGAAAACGCCCCGAAAACGCUCCGGAACCGCUAGUGUUUGUGCAGUUGCGAAGGAUAUGUGUACUCUGGUGAGUUCCAUUGCUGAAAAAGUGUGGUGAUCAAGAUGGCAGCUUUCAAGUUUAUGUUGUGUGUGAGCUUACUUCACGGAGUUCUUGCCAAAGGUUCCGAGUCCCAGAUAGAAUGCACGCCCGAGGUGAUGAAGGUUACUGUGCCUAUGGAUGGGGACCGGCAGACCUCAUACCUCGAACAGCUCAAAGACUACAAGCCAUGCAAGCCAGCGAUGGAGAAUAAUGUGGCCACGUUCAUGCUGGACCUCCAGGACCCCCACACCUGUGGGGUCACCAGGGUCCUCAACAAACUUACCGGUAAACGCACCUUCUACCACAAAAUCGUGAUAGAAACGGCAGGCGGCCGGGAAACGCACACGGUGCGUUGCGUGGUGGCUGGCAAACGCCUCGCCCGCGCCGUGGACUUCCCUUUAGAUCUCAUCGAACCUGAUGUAAUAAACAUCACGAGAAACGAGCAGGGCUACGGGCCUGAUCCCAUCCUAGCAGCAGUUGUCAAGCAAAACGGACGGCAGGUGACAGGAGAAAUCUCCGUGAGCCCAGGGACACCUCUGUCCAUGGAAAUCAACUUGGACGAGAAAUCCAAGUCGGUCUACGGUCUCCUGGUCAACUACAUGCACGUCACAGACACUGGGAAACAGCAGGAGACUAUCAUAUUUAAUGGUUGUUCCGUGGACCCGUACCUAUUCGACAACUUCAUAACGACGGACGACGGCGUGCUGUCGGCCAAGUUCAGAGCGUUUAAAUUCCCUGACACCUCCUACGUGCAGUUCAAGGGCACAGUGACCGUGUGCCUCGACAAGUGCCAGGGGGUACAAUGCACCAACGGUGUGACAGGCUACGGUCGCAGACGCAGGUCGAUCGCCUCCGGUGACAGCUCCAACAAAGUGUACGAGGUGUCGCUCACGACCUUCAUCAAGGUCGACUGGAAGGACGGCGAGAAACAGGCAGAAGACGUCUUAGCACUUCUCAAGAAUUUAAAAGUGGCCAAUCAGCGAUUAGAAGACAAUGACGCCACUGACACCAGCCCCAUCGUCCUAUACCCUGAAGAAAUCGUAGCCCACAGCUCCGCCAGCGCGCUAAGAUGCAGUGCUCUUGUAGCUUUAAGUUUAUUAUUAGUUAUGUUCAAGUAAAAAGUUUGCACAAGCUCAACUGAAAACUUACAGCCGUAUUCGAACAAUGAGAUACAAUACUUUUUUUGUUUUCGGUAACUUUUGAGACAAAAAAAGCAAAAUUAGAGCUUGUAAAAACUGUUAAGUAGACAUAGUCUUGUCAAUAUAUUGUGUAGAUAAUGUAUACAAAGGUGGAUGAGGAAUCUCAAAUUUUGAGCAUUGAUAAAGUGCUAUUCAGAUCUCAAACUGAAUAUCUUGUGAACUAUCUUUUUCAUUCUUAGUGCCGCAUUGUCAGGCAAAUGUGUGUAUCCGAGGCACACGCCACCGUUUUAAGUCCACCGUAAGGUGGCUUGGGUUCGACGACGGUGCCGCCCUUCCACACAUCGAUUGAAACCACUUUUCUACCCUACCCACAUAUGUAUUACCUAACCCUUUGCCUAUGUACUUAUGAUUGUUUUAAUGUAAUAAAUCAUUGGGCUAGCGUGGGGACUAUAGCCCAAGCCCUCUCGCGCAUGACUCGCAUGAGAGGAGGCCUGUGCUCAGCAGUGGGACGUAUAUAGGCUGAAAUGAUGAUGAUGAUGAAUAAAUUUUUGACCUGGUUAAUACUAGGAACAACAUAUUUUACAAUGAGGAAAUCCAUUCUAUUGAACUAUAGAAUUUAUAGCCUACUUGUAGUAUUAAGGGAGUCAUAAAACCUUGGCACGACUAUUUUAUUUAACACGCUACGUUGUAGCCGAUAACACGGGUUUCCCGGUGUGUAGCGAAAAUGCUUCGUAGAUGCAAAACGACAACGUGUCGUGAUUAGCGCUGAAUGGGUUAAUACAAAAUUUAAUCUUUUUUUUAAUGUAUUCAGGUUUUUUUUGAUAAAUAUGACGGACUGGCGGUCAAAGGGUUAGGAAGACUUUGUAAGUAAAUUUCGUCAAAUGUUAUCUCAAUUACUUCUUCGUUUCGGUGGCUGAUACAAGUUGUGAGAAGUGUCAAACAAACGAAAAAAAACGGAAUAAAAUACAUACUAGUUUUAUUGAGCAUUUGGUAUGUGUUUUGCCGUAAAUAUUUUGCUUUAUAGCCUAAAUGGUGUCAUGAAUAAUGCAUUAUGAUCCCCAAACGCAUACGUGUCGUCAUGGGUUAAAAAUGUAGGUAGUGCUUGUACAUUGAUACAUUAUUUUUUCCUAAUGUGUAAUGUAUAUGUACUAAAGAAACCUAAUAAACUUUGGGCGGAAGAUAAUGCAAAAACAAAAGACAUGUAAGAAGAUAGAGAUACGCAAAGACCUUACCUCGUUGGGAAACAACGAAUUUAAUUUAAGUGACAAGUGAUUUUUAACUUAAUUUUAAGUGCUUUUAAAUUUACUAUUGCUUUUAAUUGGCAUUUUCGCAAAACGUUGAACUACUUUAAAUGUCUCUAAACUAUCGUAUUACUAUGAAAAUAUUUUAAUUUGUGUUAUUUCAAGUACACAUACUACUAUUCUUAUUUUUUUUAUUUCGUUUUUUUUUUAAACGUUUUUUAUGGUUUCUUAAGCAAUGAGUACAGGUAGGUUACUUAAUAUAAAAUAUUAUUUUACACACACUACACUACAUAAAGUUGGUCAAGCAGAUCUUGUCAGUAGAAAAAGGCGGCAAAUUUGAAAAAUGUAGGCGCGAAGGGAUAUCGUCUCAUAGAAAAUUUGAAUUUCGCGCCUUUUUCUACUGACAAGAUUUGCUUGACCGUCUAUAAAAAAUAACAAUUAUUGAGGUUUUAAUAAAAAGUAUAUAUUUGGAGGGAAUGUCGACCCCAAAACUGUAUAAUUUGUAUCUGCAAGUUUUAGUGAUGACUAUGAAAAAACGUUAUUGCGAAAAUGCUGAUGUUACUAUACGAAUUAAAUAUACUGCCAUUUACAAUCAUUUUCUACAUCACAAACUUUUUAUGUACUUACACACCUAUUUUACACAACCCACAUUCGGUGUAGGUACCUACGUCUACUUUUUUUUACAAGGACCUACAUAGAUAUUCUAGACAUAGAUAAUCAUAAUAAGUUCACUAGUCUUAUCAUAAAAAAGUAUUGUAUA